AUGUCUGGCCCUUACGACCAACACCUCGCCUUCUCCCAAGGCUAUAAUAAUCAAUACCCAAGUUACCCAUACUCCCAACAAUCCAGCGCCUAUCCAUCGGAAGGCUUCUCCAACUCUUACCCCCAACAAAGCUACUACGGCAACGACACCCGCAGCUAUGGCCAGGACCAAUAUCAAUACCAACAACAAUCCGCCCCCGGCGCCAACGCAGGAUACUAUAAUACCCCUGCACCGGGCCAAGAAUCCGAUCGCGGCCUGUUAGGCGCCGUGGCGGGCGGCGCCGCGGGAGCCUGGGGCGGCCACAAAGUUGGCCAUGGCGUACUGGGAACCUUAGGUGGUGCAAUCCUAGGUUCCUUGACUGAAGACUACGCGAAGAAAGGCAAGAAGCACAACAAGCAUAACAAGCACAAUAAAACUGGAUAUCCAAACAGCACAGCGAAUAGCGCCAACUCGGCGAUGAGCAGUUUCGGCCCGGUAGCCAGCAGUUUCUUCAACCACAAGAAAUAA
Messenger RNA from Rhinocladiella mackenziei CBS 650.93, 507 nucleotides. RefSeq lists its product as uncharacterized. The record is from RefSeq and is a predicted model, not a curated record. Gene Ontology annotation, cellular component: outer membrane. Bases 1 to 507 code for a protein of 168 amino acids. The transcript has a single exon. NCBI's taxonomy places the organism in Eukaryota, Fungi, Ascomycota, Eurotiomycetes, Chaetothyriales, Herpotrichiellaceae.